Messenger RNA from Thunnus maccoyii (southern bluefin tuna), 6616 nucleotides. It is a transcript of the gene cds1, whose product is annotated as CDP-diacylglycerol synthase (phosphatidate cytidylyltransferase) 1. Lineage: Eukaryota; Metazoa; Chordata; Actinopteri; Scombriformes; Scombridae. Gene Ontology annotation, cellular component: endoplasmic reticulum membrane. Gene Ontology annotation, molecular function: phosphatidate cytidylyltransferase activity. The record is from RefSeq and is a predicted model, not a curated record. The coding region runs from base 415 to 1788 and encodes 457 amino acids. The transcript has 13 exons.
ACUUGAAAAAAUGUGAACUUGUCCUUUAAGGAAGGGGAAAAAAGGGAAAGUAUUGAAAGGUCUACCGGAAGCUCUUUGUCCUUGUUUAUGGAGCUUGACAGCAGGAGGAGGAGGAGGAGGAGGAGAGCGGAGCAGCGACUGCGGUCAUAAACAAACACACGCAGUGCUGGAGACGUUAUAUCUGCGCGGCUCCGUAGCACCGGCUGACUCCCAGGACCGCUGACCUUUCUACACGGACCGAGCUUUAAAUUCAAAACCGGGUUAAAAUCCAGGACUUUAUCUUAAAAAAAAAGAAAAGAAAAACACCUCCAGGAUUUCACCCACGGCUCUCCCUGCCUCCCUCCCUCCCUCCUUCCCUCCCUCGGAGUCGGCUUAUGUGACACAUUAACGUCCCGGCGACGAAACGAGCGAAACAUGACGGAGCUGAGGAAGCGAGGCGGAGGCGGAGGAGACCCUGACAGCACCGAGAAUAUCAGCGACAAGGAGGCCGACGGUGAUGACAGGCUGGGCCUACCGGUCGACCCAGAGGCAGAAUGUGAUGGUGACUCCAAAGCAGACACUCCAGAUGUUCCUCUCUCCUCAGCAGACACAGACAACACUCCACAAUGCCUGAACAAAGCUCUGGAGGGUCUGCCGCCCAGAUGGAAGAACUACUGGAUACGAGGGGUUCUGUCUUUAGCCAUGAUUUCUGGCUUUUUCCUCAUCAUCUAUAUGGGACCUAUCACUCUUAUAUUAGUGGUCAUGACUGUCCAAAUCAAGUGUUUCCAAGAAAUCAUCACCAUCGGCUACAGAGUUUACCAUUCCUAUGAGCUCCCUUGGUUCAGGACACUAAGCUGGUACUUCUUAAUUUGUGUCAACUACUUCUUCUAUGGUGAAACCGUAGCGGAUUAUUUCGGGGCUCUGGUGCAGAGGGAGGAGCCCCUGCAGUUCCUGGCUCGCUACCACCGCUUCAUCUCCUUCGCUUUGUACCUGGCAGGUUUCUGCAUGUUUGUGCUGAGUUUAGUGAAGAAACAUUACCGCCUGCAGUUUUAUAUGUUUGCUUGGACCCAUGUGACCCUGUUGAUUGUGGUAACUCAGUCCCACCUUGUCAUUCAGAACCUGUUUGAAGGAAUGAUCUGGUUUAUCGUCCCUAUCUCCAUUGUGAUCUGCAAUGACAUCAUGGCCUAUCUGUUCGGAUUCUUCUUCGGGAGAACUCCGCUUAUUAAGCUUUCACCCAAGAAGACCUGGGAGGGCUUCAUCGGAGGUUUCUUCUCCACUGUGGUCUUUGGCUUCAUCCUGGCCUACCUGCUGUCUCAGUUCCAGUACUUCGUGUGUCCUGUGGGCUACAACAGCGAGACCAACAGGUUUACGGUUGAAUGCGAACCCUCUGAUAUAUUUGUGAUGCAGGAGUACACUCUUCCUGCCGUGAUACAAAACACACUGAGAUGGAAAACGGUGAACCUGUACCCCUUUCAGAUCCACAGCAUCUUCCUGUCGUCCUUCGCGUCUCUCAUCGGUCCGUUUGGCGGCUUCUUUGCCAGCGGAUUCAAGCGAGCCUUCAAAAUCAAAGACUUCGCUAGCACCAUCCCCGGCCAUGGCGGCAUCAUGGACCGAUUCGACUGUCAGUACCUGAUGGCCACCUUCACGCACGUCUACAUAGCCAGCUUCGUCAGGGGACCGAACCCGAGCAAAGUGCUGCAGCAGCUGUUGAUGCUGCAACCGGAGCAGCAGCUCAGCAUCUUCCACACCCUGCACUCCCAACUGAGAGAGAGGGGCAUGCUCCCCCCCGCUGCAGCCCAGGCUGAGUGAAGAACCUCUGGCUUCACAGGGUGAUGACUGGAGAGAGUGUGUGUGUGUGAUUGGUUUGGAGAGUUUGUGUAAGCAUGUACACACACACACACACACACAUACACACACACACAUAUGAAGACACACACGAUCUGAAGUAUGGCUGUCAAGUGUGUGAUCCCAGGCCUCUCUCAGAGCGUCAUCCUCAUCCUGCCAACUCUUCAUCCAACUUCCAACCAGCUCAAAAUCACAACUUUAAACCUGAGGUGACUCUCCAGACUACGUGGAAUCACCUCGUAGUAAAAAAAAAAAUACCCAUAACAACAACAACAACAAAACAUUUGCCGGCUUCAUUGCUUUCGACUUGGACCGGCACAUCAACAACACACAAGCGAACAGGCAGCCCCCCCCUCCUCCCUCCCCAUCCUAAAGACUGAAGAUGAAAACGUCUUAUCGAACAAACAUUGACUCUCAAGCACACUGCUUUCUCAGCGCAGGUGGACGGCGGAUGUGCAGGGUCCCUGUGGACGGCAAAUAUUGCACUGACUUUAGCUGAACAAACGGAUUUAAGAAGCUUUUACCAGCAUAAACUGGGCCCAGAGUGUUGGGCAUGUGGACCUGAGCUACAGCAAAAAAAAAAAAAGACUAUUGAGACUUGUCUUUCUGGGUUUGAGGGUGGGUGAAGUAAUGACGCAGCAGGGUUGUCAAACAUACUGUAGACACUGUUUUAUAGACAACGCUCUUAUGUAAUUGUCUUAACCUCACAGCAUAACAAAACAAAACAUGUAGCAUGUACGCAAGUCCCGUCUUGGGCUACUGCUAAACCAAGCCAUGUUUAUUCUCCUCUUCCACAGUGUGAACUUUUAGCUUUUAGGUUUCUGUCUAAAUCUAAAUAACUGGCACAAUAAAAGUCAAUAGAAGAUUGACUUGUAGGCAUGUUAAAGCAGAAACUAGAGCAUCAGCAGUGCACUCAAACACUCAAGUUAAUGUGUUGUACAUAAAUAUAGUGAAAAUAUUUAGCUGAACAAAUACCUAAUAUAUAACUACUUGUGUGACCUGCUGGGGGACAAAUGAAAAACACUUUUAAGCUAUGAGAAAUGAUAUGCAAAAAAAAAAAAAAAAAGAAAAAAAAAAAGAGAUGUAACUCAUUUGUAGCCUUUAGCAUGAACAAAUUAGAUUUUUAACAGGCAGGGAUGUAGGUUUGAUCUGAAGUUGAGGGUGUUAGAGGGUGUACUGGGUGAACUUUUACUAGAGAUUGUGUAAAGAAAUUAAAAGGUAUAGUUUGACAUGUUGGGAAAUACGCCUAUUUGCUUUUUUUGCGUGAGUAGGAGAAAAUAAGACUCUCAUGUCUGUGCGUGAAGUACGGAGCUGGAGCUGGAAGGCGAUUAGCUUAAAUUAGCAUAAAGACUGGGGACAGGGGGAAACAGCUACCCUGAGUCUGACCAAAGUUCUAAUAUCUGCCUACAAAGGCACCUAAAUCUCACUAAUUAACAUGUUAAUUAACGGUUUGAACGUACAACAGCAAACAGUUUGUGUGAGAUGCGCAGAAUGAGGAGCAGCUCAUAAUUUUUCAGAGCAGCUAGCUAGGAUGCUAGUUACAUCAAAAUCAAAACAAUCACAAUACUGUAUUAAUCUUCCAACCAGGAAUAAUCGUCCUCUCUGAUAUUUUAUGUGAUGCCGGAGACUUUUCACUGAGUAGAAUCAGAGGAUUUCAGCAACGUAAAGGAGCUUUUCCUCCAUUCUUCUCUACAGUAAAAAUCGUUGCUGCCAAAACUUCUGCAUCCUGUCGAUGCCAGAAUCCCAUCGGAUGUGAGUUUUUGAUGAUCAGCAUAAAUAACUUCAAAUUGAUUGAACUUUGGCUGCAAAACCUGCCGGAAAAUCAGCUGGCACAGCUCACUUGAUUUCCUCUGUGGAAAGAAAGGCCAUGUGCUGCUCAGUGUUGAACUUUUGGUGUGAAAGCCCAUAAAUGUUGGACUGAUAAACUUCCUGUAAAAACACAAUUGAUUGUAUUUACAUUUCUGUUUUUAUUCAGAACAAAUAAAUGAGAUACAUGUGAUCUAGUGAGCUUUAGAGGCAUAACUUUGAAGAGAGACACGCUAGUUGUUUCCUCCUGCUUCUAGCCUCUAUGCUAAGCUAAGCUAAGCUAAGCUAAUCGCCUGCUAGCUCUAGAAUCCAUACUGCUCCAUACACAGACAUGAGAUUGAUAUGUAUCUUCUUAUCCAGCUCUUGAAAAGAAAGCCAAUAAGAGUAUUUCCCAAAAUGUUGAAAUAUAAAUAAGACUGUGCUUCCUUUUAUCCGGUUAACCAAUGAUUUUAGUUGCACUGUAGCUGUGGGGGGGUGGGGUGUAGACCCAGCAGACCACUCCGCAGAUCCCACAUCUCUGGACUCAACAUUUGUCAAACUCUUUAAAAAAAUAAUGCUAUUUUAGAGUCUUCUUAUGCAUUAAAUCACUGUUUUAUGAUUAAUUUUUGAAUGUAGUUUGCAAUAUAAUAUGAUUAUCACUGCUCCCUGCAAUGAUGAUAUAAGAUUUGAGUAUAUAUGGACUAUAUAUACUGUAUUAUGUGUGCAUAUACAGCAUGUACUGUAUAUGCAGAUAUCUAAGUAUAUAAAAAUCUGAUAUUCUGGGCAGUUUUUUAUAUUAGCAAUGUUUUUAUCUUAUGCAAGUUUCCUUAGAAUAUGGAUGAGAUUUCAGUGUAUGACAUAAUUUAACUCAGGCAUGUGUGAUGAAUCACAUGUUCACCCGUGUGAUGAAUCAGACCAUGCAUUAUAAGCGUGUUACAAGGCCACGUUUUUUUUUUUCUUUUUUUUGCGCCCGACGGGGGCCGAUGAGAUUCUCUGAUUGAAUCCAGAGCGUUUCACAAAAGAAAUGUUUACCAAAGCACUGUCUGAUUAACACUGAUUUCCUUCCGUCAUUGGAAAAGCUCCAAGGGCCCCAGAUCCAAACCAUCCCCUCUUUGUCCUGAAGAAACCAAAACAAGCAGAGGAGAGUUUUUGGAAUUCAAGGGUUUUCAAACUUUGGAGCACUAACAUUUACAUCUGCGGCCCGUGCAAUGUGUGUCACUGUAUUCUGUUAACUUCCUUCAGUUGUUGGACAGGAUGUUAUAAUUUAUUUGUCCAGGUUGUUGUGUUCACAUUUUCUCAUAGAAGUGCAUUUUAGUGUGUUUCUCCCCUUCUCACCAUUUGAAAUGAAUGGGGGGUGUUGGGUGGAUUUUUGGGACCAGCUGUAUUGUACUGUAUAACUAAAUCCUCUCUCUGGCAAAACACACACACACACACACACUACUGCUAUACAGGCUUUUCUGUUUGCAAUCGUCACUGUCCAGGUAACAUCCUGAACAAGAUGAUGUAGAUAUCUGGAUGAUCUUCAAAUUAAAGCAAUCUGACCAAAAAUGGGAAACAAGAAUCAACACAAACAGCUGAUUGUCAAAUUAUUUGAAUUAUUAUUAUUAUUAUUAUUAUUUAGGCUGUUUUUUUAAUAUGAAGUCUGGAGUGUGCCACUUGAAUUUAUAGGUAAUUUAUAGGACUGUAGCUUUAUCAAAACUAUUGUUCAAUAUUUGAGAAUCAAGAUGUAAUUUAUUUCAUUUAAUUCAAACAUAACACACGACACCUGAUCCUUGAACUGCACCGUGGAAGUGAUUUUGGCUCCGUUCAUUCACAGAGCCUCUGAUGACUCAUUCGAGAGAGUUGUUCUGUAAUCGUAACCGUAAUCAGCACGGUUCAAUAGUUUCUUCAUUUUGCAUAAAAGAAAACAACAACUGCGUAGUUGUGCUGCGGGCAAAAAGGCGUGCAAGAGAUCAGACGCCCUCCUCUGGAGUACAAGGCGCUGUUGUUGUUUUGGACAGAUCAUUCGAGAUCAAAUAUACAUAUUUUUCCAAUUUCAAAUGGUUAGACUUGUGAAUAACAAGUGACAUGAUGCUGAUCAGAACUGUACUGGUAAAAAGUUAUAAAAUUAUCAUGUAAUGUACCAAUCGAUAAUUCCUUUUUGUCUGUAAAUGAUGAAUGAGUUAAUGAGGUUCUUGUUUUUAUCGUGUCUUUCUGUAAUAUUCCAUCUCAUAUUUCAGUUGUCUUGACAUGCAGUAGUUGAUGAGCUCUGAUUGGCCAACAAAAAAAGAGCUCCUGUCACUUCUCUGUUGGUUGGACGUCUAACAGUCUGACUUACGUGUUAAAUUUAGAGACCUGCAGCCAGUCAAACAAGAACGAUGAAUUGUGAGAUUAAAUAAUAUCGAAAGACAUUUAACUAGUAUUUUGCAAAUUCUUUCAAUAGUUCAUUAAUUAUGUCAUUUUUAAAAGACAGAAUAAUGUCACUGAACUUGAAUUGGCAUAUUUAAUGACCAUAAUAUAACUUUUUUUACUGAUAGUUUUAAUGAAUACCAUCAAUCAAAAACUUUUGAUACUUUAUAAUUAUUCUGGUGGCAUACUCCAAACUCAAGCAGUUUUACGGAUUUAGUUCAACUUAGAGGUUUAAGUUGUUGUGUGAACUAAUUUAUAUUUCUAUCCAGGUUAUGAAGGUAAAACACUUUGUGGUACACACUGGUAGAACAGACAAGGUUGUUUUUUUGGUAGCCCAGAUGUCAGGUAACGAUGCACUACAGAUGUUUGGUUGCUUGUCUUUUUAAUUUAUCAUUUUGUGUAAAUGUUGUUUGAUUUGCUUUGAGCGGAAAUGUUUUCUAAUGAAAAUCUAUAGCUUUUUUUUUGGAGUGGAUAAGAUUAAAUUGCAAAAUUUAUAUUGAGGAAGUAUGUUGUUAGGGGCAAUACAGAGUAAUGUAUUAACACACAUUGAUAUCUAUGAUAGGGAUAUUUGUGAAGCUGUUUACUGUAUGGAGGUGAAUAAAGUUUUUUUUUCUUUAAA